AUUACUUUCCCGAACCAUCCUGAAUCCAAAGUGGUGUUUGUCCCUGUUCCUAACAAUCUCAUAAAAUCUUCUACGGAUUCUCCUUAUCUCCGAUUUCAACGAUCAAAAACAAAAAAUGGAUCCGUUUUGAUUUGUCAAGCAGGAUAUAAUGUGCGCAGUUCCGCCAUUCAAAAACCCCGCGUCUGAAUGAGGUGUUUUGGCUUUAUUCCUACCAAAUAUUGUACACAUCCCCAGUAUUAUUUUCCAACACGUCCCCAGCCCCACUCCUUUCCUGUAUGCAUUUAUUUAUGAAGGAGAUACCUGCCUCUCUUCCCGCAGCGUCUCUUACCACUUUCAUCUUCAGAUCCAAGGCUCACCAUCACUGCCUUAGGAUGGGAAGAUUCGAAUGACAAAUUGACAAUCUCUUUUUUGCUGAAUAAUAUCAUGGAGCGGCCAUCUAUUACCAUUUUGUUCUUGAUUUUCUUGUUUCUCCUACUGCAAUCCAAAGAAUCUUUAUCUGCUUCCAAUUUCUUGAUUGGCCUUGGAAGUUAUGACAUAACGGGGCCAGCUGCCGAUGUCAAUAUGAUGGGAUAUGCAAACAUGGAACAAAUUGCAUCUGGAGUUCACUUCAGAUUGCGAGCUCGUUCUUUUAUUGUGGCAGAACCUCAGGGGAAUCGUAUAGUUUUUGUGAACCUUGAUGCUUGCAUGGCCUCACAACUCGUUGCAAUUAAAUUACUUGAGAAAUUAAAAGCAAGGUAUGGUGAUCUUUACACUGAGAAGAAUGUUGCCAUUAGUGGUAUUCACACUCAUGCUGGCCCUGGAGGCUAUCUCCAAUAUGUUGUAUAUAUUGUAACAUCUCUUGGAUUUGUAAGGCAGUCAUUUGAUGCCCUUGUUGAUGGUAUUGAGCACAGCAUUAUACAAGCACACGAAAAUCUACGCCCAGGUUCUAUUUCUAUAAAUAAUGGAGAGCUCUUGGAUGCUGGCAUAAACCGCAGUCCUAGUGCUUAUCUCAACAAUCCAGCAGUUGAACGGGGUAAAUAUAAGUACAAUAUUGAUAAGGAAAUGACACUCAUCAAGUUUGUUGAUGAGAAGUGGGGUCCAAUAGGUAGCUUUAACUGGCUUCCAACACAUGGAACUUCUAUGAGUCGUACAAACUCUUUGAUUAGUGGUGACAACAAAGGUGCUGCAGCACGAUUUAUGGAAGAUUGGUUUGAACAGAAUGGUUCUGUGAAAAAUGUUGGUAGUUUUCCCUCCAAUGAAUCUAGAACUAGCAGAAUUCCUCGAAGAGUUUCAAGCCUCUUCUCUAACCUUAAUGAUGAAGGUAAGAAUUUGAUGGAGCUUGCUGCCAAGUUUAAAUCUUCUCAAGGACAAGCAGCAACUAAAUAUCUAAGUGUUUCGAGGCGAGUCAGGAAUGGUUUAAGUCAGGCAUAUACAUCUCGGUUUGUUUCUGCAUUUUGUCAAUCAAAUUGUGGUGAUGUAAGUCCAAACACUCUUGGUGCAUUUUGCAUGGACACUGGCCUGCCCUGUGACUUCAAUCAAAGCACCUGCAAUGGGAAAAAUGAACUGUGUUAUGGACGGGGUCCAGGCUAUCCUGAUGAAUUUGAGAGUACACGCAUUAUUGGUGAAAGGCAAUUCCAAAAAGCUGUGGAGCUAUUCAGCAGAGCAACUGAGAAACUGGAUGGGAAGGUUGGAUAUCAACAUGCUUAUGUAAAUUUCUCCAACCUCGAGGUCUCAAUUCCUCUAGCAGGAGGGGGUAAUGAGGUGGUGAAAACAUGUCCAGCAGCCAUGGGAUUUGCAUUUGCUGCAGGAACUACAGAUGGCCCUGGAGCUUUUGAUUUCAAGCAGGGAGAUGAUAAGGGGAAUGCCUUUUGGAUGUUGGUGAGGGACUUUCUGAAAGCACCAAAUAAAGAACAGAUUGCUUGUCAGAGCCCGAAGCCUAUUUUGCUUGAUACUGGGGAAAUGAAAGAACCAUAUGACUGGGCACCAUCAGUUCUUCCAGUUCAAAUUCUGCGGAUAGGGCAACUCGUCAUUCUCUGUGUACCUGCAGAAUUUACAACCAUGGCUGGACGGCGUCUACGAGAUGCUGUUAAAACAGUCCUCACUUCUGGAGGCAAUAAGGAAUUUGACAACAAUGUCCAUAUCGUGAUUGCAGGGCUGACAAACACAUAUUCUCAGUAUGUUACCACCUUUGAGGAGUAUCAGGUGCAGAGAUAUGAGGGAGCCUCCACCCUUUAUGGUCCACACACCCUUAGUGCCUACAUUCAGGAGUUCAAGAAACUAGCAGCAGCUCUCAUCUAUCCCCAGACCAUCCAGCCAGGCCCUCCACCACCAGAUCUCCUUGACAAGCAGAUUAGCUUUCUGACACCUGUUGUCCUGGACUCAACUCCCCCUUCUGUGAAAUUUGGAGAUGUCAAAGAUGAUGUUCCUCAAAAUUCCACCUUCAAGAGGGGUGAUAUGGUCUCAGCCACCUUCUGGUCUGCUUCUCCAAGGAAUGACCUCAUGACUGAGGGGACAUUUGCAUUGGUUGAAUUUCUCAAAGAUCAGAAGACAUGGAUCUCUGCCUACGACGACGAUGACUUUUGUCUGCGGUUUAAGUGGUCUAGGCCUGCACAACUGAGUGCUCAGAGCUACGCAACCAUAGAGUGGAGGAUCCCAGUGUUAGCAGUCUCGGGUGUGUACAGGAUAACACAUUUUGGUGCUGCAAAACCACUCUUUGGAUCAAUCCAAUAUUUUACAGGUUCUUCUAGUGCUUUUGUUGUGGCAUAGCAAGGUUGCAUGGAUGAAAUCAUUCCAGAUAUUAGUUUAUGUUUUUCAACAAAAAAAAAAAAAAAUGUCCCUCAUACUUAAAGUCUCCUACCAUUUCAGAAAGAACUGUAACAAGAGGCAGUGCCUCUGAGUUUUAGAUGAAUAAAAAGGGAGGAAAACAUCCACCUUGGGUUCGAACCCACGUCCACAAGGUUAAGAGCCUUGCACUCUACCGAGUAAGCUAGACGGGCAUUUUUACCUGA
This is a messenger RNA of Rubroshorea leprosula, 2987 nucleotides long. NCBI's taxonomy places the organism in Eukaryota, Viridiplantae, Streptophyta, Magnoliopsida, Malvales, Dipterocarpaceae. The record is from the annotation of a GenBank genome assembly.